Messenger RNA from Aphidius gifuensis, 2658 nucleotides. RefSeq names its product serine/threonine-protein kinase 32A. The record is from RefSeq and is a predicted model, not a curated record. Gene Ontology annotation, biological process: regulation of signal transduction; protein phosphorylation; G protein-coupled receptor signaling pathway. NCBI's taxonomy places the organism in Eukaryota, Metazoa, Arthropoda, Insecta, Hymenoptera, Braconidae. Gene Ontology annotation, molecular function: ATP binding; G protein-coupled receptor binding; G protein-coupled receptor kinase activity. The transcript has 4 exons. Bases 599 to 1939 code for a protein of 446 amino acids.
AAAAAAUUAUAAAUAAAUAAUGUUCAUGUUUGCCAAUUGGUUGAAUAUUUUACCAAUCAUAUUACCUUAUUUUCCAUUGUCUUAAUAAUCAACCAAUUGUAUUAUUGUAAAUUUUUAUUUCCAGUAAAACAAGUGUCUCAUUGGUAGCAGCAUGGCUUUGUUAUUAUUUAUUAUUAUUUGAUUGAUGUUUAUUGUUGUGGUUAAUGUCAGGUUGUUGUGGUUUAUUAUUGUCAUUUUUAUUUAUUUAUUUUUUAUCAUUUUUUCAAUAAACUUGCAAGCACAAUUACUUAGGACUGUGUUGGUGUGUUUGUAGAUAAGAGAUAUGUGGAUAUAUUGUAGGGCAAAUGCAGGCAAAUGUUUGUUUUUUUUUUUUUAAUAUAAAAAAUUAAUUUUUACACUCAAAAAAAAAUAUAUACCUGUAAUUAAUAAUAAAGGUAUUAUUAAGAGGCUGAUGAUAACAACAGGCACUUGAACACGAUGUGAGCUUGAAGAGGCUGGUUAUUAUUUUUUUUAUUUUUAUUUUGAUGAUGGAUUUAAUUGUGUGUUAAAGCUGGUUGUGUUAACUAGAAUGUUUAAAGUAUAAAUUUAAUACAAAAAAAUGGGAGGUAAUCAUUCAAGAAAUGUACCAAGUCCUGGUGGUGAUGUUAAUUUUGAUCAUUUUCAAAUACUCAGAGCUAUUGGAAAAGGAAGUUUUGGCAAAGUAUGUAUUGUUGAAAAAAAAGAUAAACCAGGACAAUUGUAUGCAAUGAAAUAUGUACAUAAAAUUGAAUGUACUGAAAGAGGAUCACUACGUAAUAUAUUACGUGAAGUUAAUAUAUUAUCAAAAUUAGAACAUCCAUUUUUAGCAAAUUUAUGGUUUAGUUUUCAAGAUGAAGAAGAUUUAUUUAUGAUUUGUGAUUUAUUACUAGGUGGUGAUUUACGUUAUCAUAUACAGCAUAAUGUUAAUUUUACUGAAGAAAGUGUUUGUUUAUUUAUUGCUGAAAUAUCAUUGGCACUUGAUUAUUUGAGAAAUAAUAAUAUAAUACAUCGUGAUAUUAAACCAGAUAAUAUUUUACUUGAUGAAAAUGGACAUGCACAUGUAACAGAUUUUAAUGUUGCAACUGUACUUGAAAAUGGACAAUUAGCAACAGCAAUGUCAGGAACAAGACCAUAUAUUGCACCAGAAAUUUAUCAAUGUGCUGAAACAUCAAAUUUAAAUUAUAAUAAUAAAAAAACAGGUUAUAGUUAUGCUGUUGAUUGGUGGAGUUUAGGUAUUCUUGCUUGGGAAACACUUUGUGGUAAUAGACCAUUUAAUUUACAUUCUGGUACAAGUUAUUCUGAUGCUAUUAAAAUUUUAAAAAAUUAUAAACCAAUACCAUGCCCUGAAUGGAGUAAACCAAUGAUCAAAUUAUUAAAAUCAUUAUUGCAAUAUGAUCAAAAUAAACGUUUAACAAAUAUCAAUGAAUUACAAAAUAUGGAAUUAAUGAAAAAUUUAAAUUUUGAUCAAAUACUUAAUAAAAAUAUAAAUGCUAAAUUUAUACCAUCUAAAAAUCAUUUAAAUUGUGAUCCAACAUUUGAACUUGAAGAAAUGAUUAUUGAAACACGUCCAUUACAUAAAAAAAAAAAAAGACUUGCUAAACAAAGAUCUUUAAAAAGUCAAGAUAUUAGUGAUGAUUCAAAUUAUUCAAAUUGUAGUAAUUAUCCAAUUGGAUUAGAUUUAAUACCAGAAUAUCCAAUUUAUAAUAGAGAACGUGAAAUGGAAAAUAAAUUACGUGAACUAAAAGAAAAACAAUGGGAAGAAGAGCUAAAAAUUUCUAUGGCUCAAGCUGAAGCUAAACUUGGACCAAUUGAUAAUCAAAUUAAAUCAACAAAUCGACUAAAUGUUUCAUCAAGACGACCAGCAACCACUUCACUUGACCUUGACUUCAUCGAUGCAAGUCCUGAGACAUCUACCUCUUAACGUAUUUUCUAUCUAAUAAUGUAAAUAUUAUUACUGAUAAUUUAAAUUAACCAAAGAACGAAAAAUUUUUACACCUUAAAAUAUGUCAAAUUUAGACGCACAUAAAAAUUUUUUAAAUAAAUGAUAAAACUUUUUAAUAUAUUGUUUAUUAAAAUUUUUAUUAAUGAGUCAUGAAAAAAUUAUUAAAUUUAAUUAAAUGCUUUAUUGCAUUUUUACAAACACAAAUAUGUGGGAAAAAUUAUAAUCAAUAUUUUAUUAAUAUUAUUGUUUAUUAUGCAAAGAUUCGAUAGUUGUGAUAAAUAUUAUCGAAAAAAAAGAACAAUAAUUAUAUGUAUCUGUUAAUAUCACAAAAUAUGACGAAAGCCAUUUAUUUUUUUUUUUUUCAGUUUUUAAAUAAAUUUGAGUUUUUUUUUUUAGCUUUGGAAGCCCACAAUAAUUUAUGUAAAUUUGUUUUUGUAUUUUCAAUAUAAUUGAUUGACGAAAAUAUAUAAUUUCAUAAUUUUGUUCUUUUUUUAUUUCACAAAAAUAUAAUUUAUAUUUUUUUUUUUAAAUUAAUUGUUAUUUUAUAAUAAUUAUUAAAAAUAUUAAUAUGAUUUUUAGUAUUUUUUAUUUUCAUUGUAUCAAUGAUUUUAUCAAGUUUUGGCAACUCUGACAACUUGAAUUAGUUAUGUAAAAAAAAAUAAUAAUAAUUAAACAAAAUUAAUGGAAAAAAAAAAAAA